CCAUGGGGCGGCCGCAGUGAGCGCGGCGCCGGCGGGGCUGCGCCCUCGCCGCGGCCGGGACCCUCCAUUGUUCGGCAGCGGCGGCAGCUCCGGUCGGAGGGGCUGGCGGCCCGGAGCAGCGCCCCGCAGCGCCCCGGCCAGCCGCCGAGCCCGGGGCCCCCAUGGAGCGGCAGCCGCGCAGCCCAGUCGCCAAGCAGUAGCCGUGCAAGUGGGAUGUUUACCUGGAGGUGCCUCAUCCUUUGGGCUGUGCUGGUCACAGCCACGCUGUCAGCGGCGAGGCCGGCCCCGACCCUGCCCGAGCAAGUUCUGCCCCACGCGCAAAUCGAAGUGGAGUCCCAUUCCGCCCACCCCGGUGACCUCCUCCAGUUGCGCUGCCGCCUGAGAGAUGACGUCCAGAGCAUCAACUGGGUGCGAGACGGGGUCCAGCUGGCGGAGAACAACCGGACGCGCAUUACCGGGGAGGAGGUAGAGGUCAGGGACGCUGUGCCCGAGGACUCGGGGCUCUAUGCCUGCAUGACCAACAGCCCCUCAGGGAGCGAGACCACCUACUUCUCCGUGAACGUCUCAGACGCGCUCCCCUCUGCCGAGGAUGACGACGACGAAGACGACUCCUCCUCGGAGGAGAAGGAGGCGGAUAACACCAAGCCGAACCAGGCCGUAGCUCCCUACUGGACCUAUCCCGAGAAGAUGGAGAAGAAGCUCCAUGCCGUCCCCGCGGCCAAAACGGUGAAGUUCAAGUGUCCGUCGGGCGGGACGCCCAACCCCACGUUGCGCUGGCUGAAGAACGGCAAGGAGUUCAAGCCCGACCACCGCAUCGGGGGAUACAAGGUCCGCUACGCAACAUGGAGCAUCAUCAUGGACUCCGUGGUGCCGUCCGACAAGGGCAACUACACCUGCAUCGUGGAGAACAAGUACGGGAGCAUCAACCACACCUACCAGCUGGACGUCGUGGAGCGCUCCCCGCACCGGCCCAUCCUCCAAGCCGGCCUCCCGGCCAACAAGACGGUGGCGCUGGGCAGCAACGUGGAGUUCGUCUGCAAGGUCUACAGCGACCCGCAGCCCCACAUCCAGUGGCUGAAGCACAUCGAGGUGAACGGCAGCAAGAUCGGCCCCGACAACCUGCCCUACGUGCAGAUCCUGAAGACGGCUGGAGUUAACACAACAGACAAAGAAAUGGAAGUCCUUCACUUAAGGAAUGUCUCAUUUGAGGAUGCUGGGGAGUAUACAUGUUUGGCGGGUAAUUCUAUUGGGAUCUCCCAUCACUCUGCAUGGUUGACAGUUCUCGAAGCUAUUGAAGAUACGCCUGCCAUCAUGACUUCCCCCCUCUACCUGGAGAUCAUCAUUUACUGCACGGGCGCCUUCCUCAUCUCCUGCAUGGUUGUCACUGUCAUCAUCUACAAGAUGAAGAGCACCACCAAGAAGACCGACUUCAACAGCCAGCUGGCCGUGCACAAGCUGGCCAAGAGCAUCCCGCUGCGCAGACAGGUAACAGUCUCGGCCGACUCCAGCUCCUCCAUGAACUCGGGGGUGAUGCUGGUCCGGCCCUCGCGGCUCUCCUCCAGCGGCACCCCCAUGCUGGCCGGCGUCUCCGAGUACGAGCUGCCCGAGGACCCGCGCUGGGAGCUGCCGCGGGACAGGCUGAUCCUGGGCAAGCCCCUGGGAGAAGGCUGCUUCGGGCAGGUGGUGCUGGCGGAAGCCAUCGGCCUCGACAAGGACAAGCCCAACCGCGUGACCAAAGUGGCCGUGAAGAUGCUCAAGUCCGACGCCACGGAGAAGGACUUGUCGGACCUCAUCUCCGAGAUGGAGAUGAUGAAGAUGAUCGGCAAGCACAAGAACAUCAUCAACCUGCUGGGAGCCUGCACGCAGGACGGCCCCCUCUACGUGAUCGUGGAGUACGCGUCCAAGGGCAACCUGCGGGAGUACCUGCAAGCCCGGCGGCCGCCCGGCAUGGAGUACUGCUACAACCCCGCCCGCGUCCCCGAGGAGCAGCUCUCCUUCAAGGACCUGGUGUCCUGCGCCUACCAGGUGGCCCGGGGCAUGGAGUACCUGGCCUCCAAGAAGUGCAUCCACAGGGACCUGGCGGCCAGGAACGUCCUGGUGACCGAAGACAACGUGAUGAAGAUCGCUGACUUCGGCCUGGCCCGUGACAUCCACCACAUAGAUUACUACAAGAAGACGACUAACGGCCGCUUGCCGGUGAAGUGGAUGGCUCCGGAGGCCUUGUUCGACCGAAUCUACACUCACCAGAGCGACGUGUGGUCCUUCGGCGUGCUGCUGUGGGAGAUCUUCACGCUGGGCGGCUCGCCCUACCCCGGCGUGCCAGUCGAGGAGCUCUUCAAGCUGCUGAAGGAAGGCCACCGGAUGGACAAGCCCAGCAACUGCACCAACGAGCUGUACAUGAUGAUGCGGGAUUGCUGGCACGCGGUGCCCUCGCAGAGACCCACGUUUAAGCAGCUGGUGGAAGAUCUGGACAGGAUCGUGGCCAUGACCUCCAACCAGGAGUACCUGGAUCUCUCCAUGCCGCUGGAUCAGUACUCGCCCGGCUUCCCGGACACCCGCAGCUCCACCUGCUCCUCGGGGGAGGACUCCGUCUUCUCUCACGACCCCCUCCCGGACGAGCCUUGUCUUCCCAAGUACCCGCCCCAGCACACCAACGGCGGACUGAAACGACACUGAGGGUGCCGCCCCCGAGCGACGGACUGCGAGCUCGGGGCGCCCGCCCGCCGCGCUCCGCUCCCGCGGGGGCCGUCCCAGGACGCAGCCGGAGCAUCUCGCGUAGCCAAGACCACCUGCGCCUCACGCCGGCUUCUCCUGCCGCCUCGGCUGCGAACUCUCUGCAGCCCAACGGUUUCGUUUCUGAGGCUUUUUUUUAGAAAAAAAAAACUCUUGCAUAAAAUCUGCGCUUGAGUAUUUCCACUUGGUCAAACCCGAAUCCUCCUCUUGGGGCAGCACCGCGCUGGAGAUCCAGCCACCUUUCCCGGAGGCGGCUGCUGGGAGAAGCGGCGUCCCCGCAGGGCACGGCAAGCCGGGCUCAGGCAACCGCGGGGUUUGCGGCGUCGGCAGCUCGGCCGCCUGAGGCCAGCUCCGCGGGCGGAUCGCGGGGGCAGCGCAGCGGCGGGCGAGGCGGCGCGGGAGCCCCGCCGCUGCGGACCCCGCGGCGCGACGGGGCCUGAGGCUGGGCCCGGGAGCGCCCGAGUGCCGGUGCUCAUUCGCUUUGCUGACCAAACUCGUGGUACCUUGGAAGUGGGAGAUGCACCAUACACGUCUGCUCAGCACUGAUAAUAGAGGCAGCCAAAUACACCAGUGCUAAAAGCAGGAGUCUUGUGUACAUAGCUAAAAAUAUGUAUAAAUAUGAAUAUAUAUUUACAUGUCUUUUUAAAAGGGUUGUUACCAGAGAUAUACCAGUUUGGUAGUAAGGUACUAGUGGCUGGUAGAUAUCAGUUGCUAUAAAAAAAAAGUUCAUAUAUUUUGCUACUUUUGCUGUUUUUAUUUUUUUAAAUUAUGUUCUAAACCUAUUUCAGUUUAGGUCCCUCAAUAAGAAUUGCUGCUGCUGCUGCUUCAGUUUUAUAUGGGGUUUUAUUAAACAAUAAUAAUAAUGUGUUGAUGCCUUUCGGGAAUACGUUGUCAUUAUAUAAAUGGCCUUUCCCUUGACGUCCCUAAAUCCCCGUGCGGGCUCUGGUGCUUGGGGCCGAGGGGCCUCCAGCGAUGCCCAGAUUCGGGCACCGCCUGUGAGCUCCCGGUCACCGUACCGGCACGUGGGCUCGCGGCGGCAGGGUGCUGCGGAGCCGGCGCGCCCGCAGCGCCAGAGUCGGGACCCUGCCCUGGGGAGAGGAGAGGAGCCGCUUUCCCAGCCGCAGCCACAAGGAUUUGCUCUUUAGGGAAGAGCAGAGAGCCUUGGUGCACAUGCAGACAGGUGCAUGCAUGUGCAGGUACGUGCCUGUGCAUGCAUGUGCAGGCGUGUGCAUGCAUGUGCAGGCGUGUGCAUGCACACGCAUGCACGUGCCGGCGGGCGCAGGUCCCUGGCGCUGCCCCGUCUCUGCUCCCAGCGCAGAGCCCCCACGGUGCCCGGCCGUGCCCGCGAGUGCCUUAGGGGCGCCCGGCCUGGGGCCGCCCCGCCACGGCGGGGAGGAGGCCCGCUCCCCGGCGCCCUCGCCGCCCGCCUCUGCUUUUGCCAGACUUUGCCCGGGCGCUGUUGCCGGAGCCGUUCCUCCAGCGGCGCUGGCUGCGGCCCGGCACCCGAGCCCGCCUUUUCCUGGGAGCAGCAAGUGCGUUUAGGGGUCCCGUGGGGAUGCUCGGCGGCACGGCUGCGAGCCACGUGCUCGGCUGUGCCAGGAGGGGACCUGGCUCGCCUUGAGCCAAGGCUGCACCCCGCGUGCCCCAGCCCGCAGUGCCUCGGCCGGCAUCGCCGCCUCGGGGCAGCUGCCCGGGCCGGGCCGGGCCGGGGCCGGCGGCCGCGGAGCCGGGAGCAGCCCCCGGGGCACCGCGGCGAGCGCACCCGUCCCGCCUCGCCGCUGGCGACAAAGCUCCAGGGCCAGGACGCUAUUACUUGAAAAGUUUAUUUUGCCUUUGUAUGGAGAAAUAUUAUUUGUUGUAAACUCUUCUGUAAUGAAUCUGGAAUUCUUGUAAUUAUUAAAAGACUUUAACCACGACA
Molecule: messenger RNA, 4651 nt
Organism: Rhea pennata
Lineage: Eukaryota; Metazoa; Chordata; Aves; Rheiformes; Rheidae
Gene: FGFR1
Product: fibroblast growth factor receptor 1
Exons: 18
Coding region: 214-2676 (820 amino acids)
Biological process (GO): positive regulation of kinase activity; positive regulation of cell population proliferation; protein phosphorylation
Cellular component (GO): plasma membrane; signaling receptor complex
Molecular function (GO): fibroblast growth factor receptor activity; ATP binding; fibroblast growth factor binding
Source: RefSeq, a predicted model, not a curated record